AUGUAUAAUGUAAUAAUACCAACAUAUAAUGAGAAGGAUAACAUUGGUACGUUGCUGCUUAUGGUUUCUGAUGUUAUGAAAGAGGUUGGAAAGCCAUUUAAGAUUGUGGUUGUUGAUGACGGGAGUCCUGAUGGAACCUGUGAUGUUGUAAGGAGGAUGAAGAUUGAUGAAGUACAUCUGGUGGAGAGGGAAAAGAAGCUGGGCUUGGGAAGUGCAUAUAGAGCUGCACUUGAGUACUGUGAGUAUGAGUUUACGGUAAUGAUGGAUGGAGACAUGUCGCAUGAUCCGAUUUACAUUAAGGAAAUGAUCAAGAUUCAAAAGAAUGGGGCAGACAUUGUGGCAGGGAGUAGAUACAAUGGAGGUGGUGUUUAUGGAUGGCCAAUGAGCAGAAAGGUUGUGAGUGUAGGAUCGAACAAUUUAGCAAGGAUUUUUUUGGGGAUUGGUAUUUCUGAUGUUACGGGAAGUUUCCGACUGUACAGGACGGAUGUAUUGAAGCUUUUAGUGCAAAAGUCGAGAUGUAUGGGAUAUUCGUUCCAGAUGGAGUUGAUUUGUCUAGCGCUGAGACAUGGAUUUAAGGUGAGUGAAUGUCCGAUUGUUUUCCAUGAGCGAUGCAGGGGUGCUUCUAAGCUGAGUGUGAAAGAGAUUCUGAUGUAUGCGAAGACAGUAGGUGUGUUGUUUAUGAGCAUUUGA
Ordospora colligata OC4 is the source of this 690-nucleotide messenger RNA. Its product is annotated as dolichol-phosphate mannosyltransferase. The record is from RefSeq and is a predicted model, not a curated record. Gene Ontology annotation, biological process: protein O-linked glycosylation via mannose; GPI anchor biosynthetic process. The transcript has a single exon. Gene Ontology annotation, cellular component: endoplasmic reticulum membrane. Bases 1 to 690 code for a protein of 229 amino acids. Lineage: Eukaryota; Fungi; Microsporidia; Ordosporidae. Gene Ontology annotation, molecular function: dolichyl-phosphate beta-D-mannosyltransferase activity.